AUGGCCGACACCGACCCCAACGCACCCUCUGGCCAGGGCAUUAGCGAUGACGAGUACACCAGCCGCACUGGCCAGAAGCAGGCCGAAAUUCCUGUGCAGAAGGACAGCGAUGCGAUUGAGACCGGGGUUGACGGCGCUAAAGAGGAUUCGGACGAGCAGCUCGAGAGAGAUGAGAAAGACGCGAUUGAUAAGUCCAACAUUGUCAAUGGUCGGACACGAGGCGCUGCGAAGUCCAGUGGGACGUACCAGGAGCCUGGGGAUGAGGAGAACAUGCCGAAGGAGUAG
This is a messenger RNA of Saxophila tyrrhenica, 285 nucleotides long. RefSeq lists its product as uncharacterized. The transcript has 2 exons. Bases 1 to 285 code for a protein of 94 amino acids. NCBI's taxonomy places the organism in Eukaryota, Fungi, Ascomycota, Dothideomycetes, Mycosphaerellales, Extremaceae. The record is from RefSeq and is a predicted model, not a curated record.